Molecule: messenger RNA, 3819 nt
Organism: Ananas comosus (pineapple)
Lineage: Eukaryota; Viridiplantae; Streptophyta; Magnoliopsida; Poales; Bromeliaceae
Product: probable beta-D-xylosidase 5
Exons: 6
Coding region: 315-2753 (812 amino acids)
Biological process (GO): arabinan catabolic process; xylan catabolic process
Cellular component (GO): plant-type cell wall
Molecular function (GO): alpha-L-arabinofuranosidase activity; xylan 1,4-beta-xylosidase activity
Source: RefSeq, a predicted model, not a curated record
AUAAUUUUCUCUUUGUUAGUUAAGGGAAAUACGCAUACAUACACAAUACAGAGUGCACAAUUUGAAAUGAAAUCUCAAUUUACGCCUACGUACCUUUUUAAGGUGCGUGGCGUCAUUAUUCCACGUCCCCCUGACCCUUCUCAUCUAUAAAUACAAACACCACCCCACCGAUCCAUAUCCACAUCACUACUACGUACUCAUUCCCUACCAGCUUGUUUUAUUUAUUUAUUAUCUAUUUUUCUAUCUUCCGCGCUAGCUAAGCUAACUCCUCUUUCUUUAUCUAAUUGUGCUGCUGCUAGUACUGUUUGUUAGCAAUGGCUCCUCCUUGUUCUAAUUCAUCUCCUCAGUCGAUCUUCCUCCUCCUUGUUACGAUCUUCGCCGCCGUCUCCCACGGAGACAACUCGAACUCGAAUCCAAACGCGCCGCUGUACACGUACAAGUACAUAUGCGACCCGCAGCGGUUCGAGCAGCUGGGGCUGAACAUGGCGCAGUUCGGGUUCUGCAACAAGUCGCUGCCGUACGCGGUGCGGGCGAAGCGGCUGGUGGACAGCAUGACGCUGGCAGAGAAGGUGGGGCAGACGGGGAACGGGGCGACCGGGGUGCAGCGCCUCGGCAUCCCCCAGUACAACUGGUGGUCGGAGGCGCUCCACGGCGUCUCCGACGUCGGAGGGGGCUCCAAGUUCAGUAAUAUCGUGCCGGGGGCCACCAGCUUCCCCACUCCCAUCACCUCCGCCGCCGCAUUCAACGAGACCCUCUGGAAGACCAUCGGCGAGGCUGUUUCGACAGAGGCGAGGGCCAUGCACAACCUAGGUGUUGCCGGGCUCACCUUCUGGAGCCCGAACAUCAACGUGGUCCGCGACCCGCGGUGGGGCCGCAUCCUGGAGACCCCCGGUGAGGACCCCUUCGUGGUGGGGCGCUACGCCGUCAACUACGUCCGCGGCCUGCAGGACGUGACGGGCUUCGAGACCACCGACGAUCUCAACACCCGCCCUCUCAAGGUCUCCGCCUGUUGCAAGCACUACGCCGCCUACGACGUCGACGCCUGGUACGCGCCCGGAAACUUCUUCAUCGAUCGCUACCACUACAGCGCAAACGUGACCGAACAAGAUAUGGUCGAGACGUUCCUGCGUCCCUUCGAGAUGUGCGUGAAGGAUGGGGAUGUUAGCAGUGUGAUGUGCUCGUACAACAGCGUCAACGGCAUCCCCACGUGCACCGACGCACGCCUUCUCCGGGGAACUGUUAGAGGAGAUUGGAAUCUUCAUGGCUAUAUUGUUGCUGAUUGCGACUCAAUUGAGGUCAUAGUCGACCAACAGAAGUACUUGGCAGACACUCCGGAGGAUGCCGUAGCUCAGGUUUUGAAAGGAGGUUUGGAUUUGGAUUGCAUGUCCUUCUACCAAACGUACCUGGAGAAUGCUACGCGCCACGGGCUCGUGAAAGAAGCCGACAUCGACAAGGCGCUGAUCAACAACUACAUCGUUCUGAUGCGCGUCGGAUUGUUCGACGGGCAGCCGGCCUACGACUCGUUGAACCAAAACAACAUCUGCUCUGCGGAGCACGUCGAACUGGCGACCGACGCAGCAAGGCAGGGAGUUGUUCUUCUCAAGAACGAGAACAAUGUUCUUCCCCUCAACACCACCGCGCACAAGAACAUCGCCGCCGUCGGCCCUCACGCCAAUGCCACACAUGUUAUGCUCGGCAACUAUGCAGGCACUCCAUGCAGCUACUCGUCGCCACUCGACGGCCUCUCGCGGUACGCCAAGGUGUCGUACCUGCCCGGCUGCCUCGACGUCGCGUGCCUCAACUUGACGUACAUCUUCCCGGCAGUUCGGAUCUCAAAGACCGCUGAUGCCACAAUCAUCUUCGCAGGCCUCGAUCUGUCGGUGGAGGCGGAGUCCAACGACCGGUCCAACCUCAACCUCCCCGGCUACCAGAACCUGUUCAUCCGCCAGGUUGCAAGCGCGGCAAAGGGCCCCGUUGUCCUCGUCAUCCUCUCAGCUGGCGGAGUCAACAUUGACGAGUUUAAGAGCUCGUCUGACAUUGAUGCGAUCCUUUGGGUCGGGUAUCCAGGUGAGCAGGGAGGGAAUGCGAUCGCCGACGUGAUCUACGGAAAAUACAAUCCGGGUGGUAGGCUUCCAGUAACAUGGUACACAGCCGACUACGUGAUGCAGCUCCCGAUGACAUCCAUGCAGCUCCGGCCGAACGACGACCUGGGUUUUCCUGGGCGGACCUACAAGUUCUACAACGGGUCGACGGUGUAUCCCUUCGGUUUCGGGUUGAGCUACACCAACUUCAUCUACACGGUGGUGUCGACCCAAAGGUCAGUCGAGAAGGAGCUCGGGCUCGGCCGCCACUGCCACCAGCUGCAGUACAACACCUCGGCCUACAUACCACCGUGCCAGGCUGCAAUUGUCGAGGAUCUCUCGUGCGAUGACGAUGAUGUGGCGAUCGACGUGCUCGUGACAAACACCGGAACUGUGGACGGGAGCCACGUGGUGGUGCUGUAUGCAACCGCGCCAGAGGGAAUCAUCGGAGCCCCGAUCAAACAGGUGAUAGGGUUCCAGAGGGUGUUCGUGGCGGCCGGAAAGAGCGAGGUGGCGAGCUUCAAGCUGCAGUCAUGCCGGAGCCUGAGCAUCGUGACAGGGUCAGCCUACGUUGCGCUGCCGGCUGGCGAGCACACCAUCUCGGUGGGCGAUGGCGAUGGCGCCGUGCAGUUCCCCUUCCAGGUGUACUUCAAGAGCCAGAAAAGCUUUUGAAGAGAACCUAGUGGUAGGGUAGUAUAGUUCUUUGUUCUUGCAGUACCCUUCUCACCGAGAGCACAGCUCUCUCCUGGUUUUUUUUUGCUUUGAUAAUUACAUUAAUUCAACUGCCAGUUGAAUGCUUAAUGUAAUAAGCGCGAGUCCUUUGUAGUAAUAACUCUUUAUGAGUUUUAUGAGGAAUGGAGUAUCCAAAUUUUGUUAUUCUCUCUCGAGCAAUUAAUAUAUUUCAAUCUGCUUUAUAUCGAUAACUACGCAUUAAUUCUUUAGCUAGUUGGAUACUAAAAUUCACCGAGAAAACACAGCUUUAAUUGAUUCGCAAACACCUUAUUAUUCAAUUUUAGCCUCUCUAAUUUGGAUCAUUCAGCAUAUUACAACGCUAUAACAAGUUAUGAGAAGAGUCGAGAUAAUUAAGGAUAAGAGUUUUAUUUAUAGGUUAGUUACAUUUGAAGGCAAUUUGAUUGACUGAGUUGGAUUUGUAGCCUGAGUAGCGAAUUUGGGGUCUAACCAACAGCUGAAUGCUGCAGUGGCUUGCAAAAUAUUCGGCCUCCAUGGCUCUUUUAGCAACAUUAAUAUGAAGAUGAAAAUAAUAUUCACUGAUUACUGUUUAUUUCAAUUUGCAUUUGCUAAGGAAUAGCUAACUAAUAAUAGACCUCUAGUUUGACAGAAGAAAAUUUGCUGAAAUGGAGUUACUUGAGUAACAAGUGAUUAGCAUCCAAGUUAUGGAGUGUUAUACAGCUAUGAAAAGGGAAGGUGUAUGGCUGAUUUUAUGAUUAAUUUCGGGCAUAGGCUGAAAUUGAAUUGAUUCAAGAACUAUAGAUCCUAUAUAUCAGGUGAUAUGGCAAUAUGGCACGGCAUCAUCUGCAGCAGAGUCAUCUAGGCAGUGUUUGAUUUGGAAACAAAGAGGGAAUAAACCCUUGUUUCUCUCUUUGUCCCCAAAUAAAAAUUUUCGCACUCCAAAUCAGCAGUUCUCGGGUCCAUGGAAUAAGUUGAUAUAACCCGGUAUAAGCUUGUUCCAAAGCAGAAACAAGCUUAAUUAAAAUCUAAAUUCAAUGUUAAUAUGGUA